GCGCCGCGCCGCGGCCUAGGCGCCCUGGGCGGCGCUGCCCGCCGCGGCCCGCAAGAUGUCCACCCGCACGCCGCUGCCCACCGUCAACGAGCGGGACGCCGAGAACCAUACCUCUGUGGAUGGAUACGCUGAACCACAUGUCCAGUCUAUCAAAUCAAGUAGCAGACAAAAUGUCCCUCGAUGCAGAAACUCAAUUACAUCUGCCAAUGAAGAGCAUCCUCACAUUGGAAAUUACCGCUUACUGAAAACAAUAGGAAAAGGAAAUUUUGCCAAAGUGAAACUGGCAAGGCAUGUUCUCACAGGAAGAGAGGUUGCUGUGAAAAUAAUAGAUAAAACCCAACUAAAUCCUACUAGUCUACAAAAGUUGUUUCGAGAAGUACGAAUAAUGAAGAUACUGAAUCAUCCCAAUAUUGUAAAAUUAUUUGAAGUUAUUGAAACUGAAAAGACAUUGUAUUUGGUAAUGGAAUAUGCCAGUGGGGGAGAGGUGUUUGACUAUCUAGUUGCACAUGGAAGAAUGAAAGAGAAAGAGGCUCGUGCAAAAUUCAGGCAGAUUGUAUCUGCUGUGCAGUACUGUCACCAGAAAUGCAUAGUUCAUCGUGACCUUAAGGCAGAAAACCUUCUACUUGAUGCAGAUAUGAACAUUAAAAUUGCAGACUUUGGCUUUAGUAAUGAAUUUACAGUUGGUAAUAAACUGGACACGUUUUGUGGAAGCCCGCCUUAUGCCGCUCCUGAACUUUUCCAAGGAAAGAAAUAUGAUGGUCCUGAAGUGGAUGUGUGGAGUCUUGGGGUCAUUCUGUACACGCUAGUGAGCGGAUCAUUGCCAUUUGAUGGUCAGAAUCUAAAGGAACUGAGGGAGCGAGUACUGAGGGGGAAGUACCGUAUUCCGUUCUAUAUGUCCACAGACUGUGAGAAUCUACUUAAGAAGCUACUGGUACUGAAUCCAAUAAAACGAGGUAGCUUGGAACAAAUUAUGAAGGAUCGGUGGAUGAAUGUUGGCCAUGAAGAAGAAGAAUUAAAGCCAUAUACUGAGCCUGAACCAGAUUUUAAUGACACCAAGAGAAUAGACAUAAUGGUCACGAUGGGAUUUUCAAGAGAGGAAAUCCGUGAAUCUUUAGUAAACCAGAAGUAUGAUGAGGUUAUGGCUACCUACCUGCUUCUAGGUAGAAAACCACCUGAAUUUGAAGGAAGUGAGUCCUUGUCUAGCAGCAACCUGAGUCAAAGAUCUCGUCCUAGCAGUGACCUCAACAACAGUUCUGUGCAGUCUCCAGCUCACUUGAAGGUCCAGCGGAGUAUAUCAACUAAUCAGAAACAACGACGGUUCAGUGAUCAUGUUGGUCCAUCAAUUCCUCCUGCUGUGUCAUACACAAAAAGGGCUCAGGCAAAUAGUGUGGAAAGUGAUCAGAAAGAGGACUGGGACAAAGAUGUAUCACGCAAACUUAGCAGCACUACAGUGGGAUCCAAAGGAGAGAUGACUGCAAGUCCACUUGUGGGUCCAGAAAGAAAGAAGUCAACUACAGUUCCAAGUAGCAAUGUGUUUGCUGGUACUGGGAUGACAAGAAGGAACACUUACGUUUGUGAGCGGUCUUCAGAUCGCUAUUCUGCAAUACAGAAUGGGAAGGACAGCAGCCUGACAGAAAUGUCUGCAAGUAGCACAUCCUCGGCGGGCUCCACAGUAGCGUCUGCUGUAUCAGCACGGCCACGACAUCAAAAGUCGAUGUCUGCCUCUGGCCAUCCAAUAAAAGUUACCCUGCCAACCAUCAAAGAUGGCACUGAAGCUUACCGACCAAGCAGUGCAACUCAAAGAGUGCCUGCUGCUUCCCCGUCUGCUCAUAGUAUUAGCACUACCACUCCAGACCGAACUCGCUUUCCUCGGGGGAGCUCAAGUCGAAGCACUUUCCAUGGUGAGCAGCUAAGGGAGCGGCGUAAUGCCACUUACAAUGGACCGCCUGCCUCACCAUCACAUGAAACCGGUGCUUUUGCACAUGCUAGAAGAGGGACAUCAACUGGUAUAAUAAGCAAGAUAACUUCCAAGUUUGUUCGCAGGGAUCCAAGUGAAGGCGAAGCCAGUGGCAGAACUGACACCUCAAGGAGUGCUUCUGGAGAGCCAAAAGAAAGAGAAAAGGAGGAUAGCAAAGAUUCGAAGCCACGCUCCUUGAGGUUCACGUGGAGUAUGAAAACCACUAGUUCUAUGGACCCAAACGACAUGAUGAGAGAGAUCCGAAAAGUGUUAGACGCUAAUAACUGUGAUUAUGAACAGAAAGAGCGGUUUUUGCUCUUCUGCGUUCACGGUGAUGCACGACAAGAUAGCCUUGUUCAGUGGGAGAUGGAAGUCUGCAAACUGCCACGGUUGUCACUCAAUGGAGUUCGUUUUAAGAGAAUAUCCGGGACCUCUAUUGCAUUUAAGAACAUUGCAUCCAAGAUAGCAAAUGAGCUUAAGCUGUAAAGAGAAACUACAUUUCUUGGGAUCAGGGAAGAUUCAUACAUGAUCUACACUUUGAAUGUACUGGUUACGCCUAAUGUGAUUGGCCUGUGAAGCUCCCCAUGUAGAAAUUGCCCUUAUUGCAAUAAGGUUAUACAUAGUUAUUCAGAAUUGUAAAGUUAAAUCCAGUAUAACCUAUAUUAAAUAACUGUAGCUAAAGAAGUUAUGUUCACAUGUACAGGUAAGUAUAUAGAGCAUUCUGUUCAUUUUAUGUUCAUAGAGUUGUAUAAUAAAAGAUGACUGCUUAAAUACAGAUCUUGUAUAGUUGUCUAGAUUUCUGCACAGAAAUGUAUGUUUGAUGCUUUGAGUUGGAAAAGUUCUUCCCUAUCACUUAACAUUUUUGGUGGUUUUUAUAAGUCUUACCUCUAUCAUGCAUUUUUUUAAAAACUGUGUCCUGAGUCAAAUGCACAAAAAUAAUUUUCACAACUGUAGCAUGACCAUUUUUAAUUAUUUAAAAAUUGUUCAUGAUUUGAAGCAAAAGUCGAUGAAUAAAUCGGCUUUUGUUCUACACAAGACUGUUCCUGCUUAUCUUUGGCUCUUAAACCGUGUUAUUGGACAGUGUUUAGUUGAAAAAUACAAACAUGUUUACAGUGUUGGCACUUACAGUUUAAAAACUUCGUUUUGCCUUGGGCCAGCUCAGAGCUGUGGGGGAACAGAAACCAGGCAUUAGUAAUGUUUUGUCUGCCGAUUAUAGUGCUUACUCCCUGGCCUGUUAACAAAUGUAGCACCAAAAUGGAUAACCGUAAAUUAUUUCAUUUGAAUAUCAUGGUGUAAAAUAUCACUUGUUUGCUGCCUUCAGAAUAUUAUAAAUUCCAUUUUAUGGAACUAUAUUAAUAUUGGGACUGUUUAAUAGCACAAGAUAAUCUGAAGUGUUGACCAAUUGUAUAAAGUAAUAACACCACCUCAGGAAUUAGCUUGGCUUUUGGAAUAUGUGCCCCCAAAGAGUACAUGCAAUUCCACAUAAUAUUUUACAGCUAAACAUACAUUGUUUAUAAUGAUAAAUUGUUGAUUUAUGCUUUCGUGGUUGUACAGUUUGUUCCCAUGUAACCUGUUUGUGUUUAAUAUUUUAUCAGAUUUCUUGUAUUUAUUCCACAUCAUUAUGCCUGUAAUGUGCAGCUUUGUAAUUAGGCAUUUGCUUACAGAAAAGAAAAAAAAAAAAAAAAAAACACUUUCCUCCCCCCUUCAUAAUUAAUGAUUAUAAACUAUGUAAAACCACUAGUACUGGUACAUUUUAAUACUUGUUAUUUUGUACUGAAUUAACCAUAGAGGUUGGUUGUGCAAUGUUAUUUAAUGUCGUAAUUACUGUAAUAUCAACAUAUGGGCCCCAUCUGCACACUUGUGAAGAAUAGAAAGUUCGUUAAGAAAUUGUCACUUUAAAAAAUAAAAAUAAAAAAAAAGCUGUGGUAAACUCUGUAACCCUAAGUUAGAAGGCUGUAAGUGUAGUUUAUGUGCCAUUCAAUGAUGGUUUUUUGACAGAGACGGACUUUACAUGCUGUACUGUGAUGUAGCUUUCUUCUGUAACAGUUCUGUUCUGACAUGGACGUGUAUUGUUGCCUUAGAAAAAGGGUGGUGUUUGGAAAGAAAGAACUGUAGCCCUCCCCCCCCCUUUUUUUUUUAAUCUGAUGUUCAUUGAAACAAAAUCUGAUGCAAGUCAUCUUGAUUCACUGGUGCACUCUAUUAAAACUUACUUGAACAGUUCUCAUACUAAAAUACUCGUUGUUUGCCCUUUAUAAAUGUGCAAUAAUUAUUGCAGGUAGAGGAGCAGCCUAGAUGUGUCUAAUUGCAGGUAUGUGUUAUGUCUGAAGUUUUUGUUUAGUUGUUUUAGGGAUGUGGGGUUGUUGGUGGGUUGUGUGUGUGGGGGGGGUGUUUUUCUUGUUUGUUUUUUGUUUGUUUGUUUGUUUUGGGUUUUUUUAGUGUAAAGACUUCAUAUUCUACCUAGUGUGAAUUCAAAAUUUUCAUUGCAUCAGUUGUAGGUCCUACGCUGUCUAGAAAAUACCAGUGGUUUUAGCACUUCAUGGAAAUAGAUGUCCAGAAAAUAUUCCAGAAAUUCACCAAAAAUCAGUCUCAGGAAGGAUUUGUGUAUCUGCUGAAUUAAUCCAUGAAUGUUCAUUUGUCCUUGAAAAUGCACCACUAGAAUGUAACAGCAAUGGCGUUAAUCUAAGAUCAUGUAUGAAUUUAGUAAUGAAACAAAAUGCUUUGCCUUCUUGGAAAGUUCUGUGUAAAAAAUAUAGGUCAUGCUGUGAGACAGUGGAUUAAAUACUUGUGAGAGUUUCCUGCAUUAUAUGUUAUAUUUUUACAUGGCUUACUCUGCCCUAGAUUGUUACCAUUUCUGACCAUUUUAUGUAACUGGAGAUGAGUCUGUAUUAAUGUUUCAUAAAACAUAGACAUCAUUUCAAGA
This is a messenger RNA of Rhea pennata, 4877 nucleotides long. RefSeq names its product microtubule affinity regulating kinase 1 (gene MARK1). Gene Ontology annotation, biological process: protein phosphorylation; microtubule cytoskeleton organization; intracellular signal transduction. Gene Ontology annotation, molecular function: protein serine/threonine kinase activity; tau-protein kinase activity; ATP binding. Bases 56 to 2443 code for a protein of 795 amino acids. The transcript is spliced from 18 exons. Gene Ontology annotation, cellular component: cytoplasm. Lineage: Eukaryota; Metazoa; Chordata; Aves; Rheiformes; Rheidae. The record is from RefSeq and is a predicted model, not a curated record.